GAUACACAAACAGUACCCGGCCUCGAAUCCUGCGGUUUGACUACUGGAAAUCAAUGCUCAAUUGCUCAUCUUCAUAUGAGAGUGAGUGAUGAAAUUAAUUCCUUGCAGAGGCAGCAGGGUUUAUGCAUGGUGUGUCAUCUUCUUUCGUCUGCCGAAAUUCUCACAGAGUGUAUUCAGGCGCGUUUGGAGUAUAAGCCAUGACUUCUACUGAUGUUCUCUCCUGCUUUGUACCGAAGAGACCCCAUUUUUUCAAGAUAAUCCUUGAGCAAACCAUUCAAGAAGGAAAGCUUGAAUUACCAAGAAAUUUUGUGAAAGAAUAUGGAAGUGCCAUUCCAAAAUCAGUGUCUGUCAGAGUCCCAAGUGGUGCUGUUUGGCAGGUAGAACUAUCCAGGUAUAAUGACAAUGUUUGGUUAGAACACGGUUGGCGAGAAUUUGCGGAAUAUUAUUCUAUGGAAUAUGGGCACUUGCUAGUAUUUGAACACGAAGGAUGUAGCCGAUUCAAUGUAGUUAUAUUUGAUAAGAGUGCCACAGAAAUCAACUACACACACUAUAGUUCUGAGGAUCAUGCUUCUAUUGAGAUGUUGGAUGAAUUCACUGUAAGCCCAAGGGCAAGAAAGAGGUCACCUUUACAUGUUCCUCAUCCUCACAAGAAGAUGAGAAAAUGGCCUUUAACAUCUGAGAAAAUUGCUGAAACUCUCCAGAGAGCCACAUCAGAAAAUCCAUAUUUCAAGGUGGUCAUGACACAAACUUCUGUGCGUAAAGGUUAUGGGUUGCGGAUACCAAUGGCCUUUGCCAGAAGGUAUCUCAGAGAAAAUCAAAGCGAUGUCACCCUCUGUGUUUCUACUGGGAGAACCUGGUCUACUGAAUAUCAUCACCAUAAGGAGCGAUCAGAUCAGAGGACAUUACUUUAUCGUGGCUGGCAUGAAUUUGUGCAUGACAACAACUUGAAAGUUGGUGAUGUUUGUGUCUUUGAAUUGAUUAAUAUCUCUGAAGUCCGGUUCAAAGUUUUUAUUUUCCAAGUUAAUGAAGAUCCCAACAUGCAUGGAGAUCCAAAGAUGCACUUGUCCUUAGGCCAUGGGAGUGGACCUAGUGGAGUUGAGCCCAAAAGAACCAGGGAGAAAUUUUUUGUAUCUGAUUGUGCUUGCAAGAAGGAAGUAUUAUGUCUUAAUUGUCUGAGCAAUUGGCAAGCAAAGAAAGUCAAGCAAGAGCUUGACUGCAUCGAGAACAUUUGCCAUCAAGAUUGUUGACCAAGGCUAAGAUGAAGUGGUUUUAAGGUUGCUGUUAUAUAUUGGCCUGUGAAUCUGUUCAACCAUUUGGUGUACUCGAACAAUAUCAAAGGUGAUGAGACCAUAUUUGAGGGAAAAUGAUGUGCAAGUUCGAAAUUUUGCAUCUUAGUCUGGUUAAGAGGAAUGCUGCUGUGCUACAGCUUCCCAUUUUCAGAAUGCUGGUGAAUGAUGUUGAUUGCUUAGUAUAUUGAUCAGGAGCACUUGUGUUUUGAAGUCAUUAGAUAUGUAGUUAAAAAUAAUCGUUCCAAGACCUGCAAUCACAUUUUCUUGUCCUUAACGGAUUAGGGCAAGAAAUUCCAUUCGGUGAGUGUGUGUCAAGUAAUAUAUGCUAGAUAAGAUAUAUGCUAUAUAUCUUCUCAUCUUCUUUGGUCAAGUUGAGAUUCACCUGUUACCCUUUUUAAUUAGUAGACAAUUUAUAUGCUACUUUCACCCUACACCCAUUUGCAUUUUGAUCAAAUGAGGACUCCCACAGAACUUGAAAACCUAAGCCUGGCUGAAAUCACUAUGGUUAUUAAUAGUUGCGCUCAGUUUCACAGAUACCUAUGUGUGCUUAAAGUAACUGUUUUCGGAGGUAUUGUUUAAGUGGCAACAAGCCUGCCUACCAGGAAAUCUCACUUGGUUGGGGAAGCAGCUCAUAUACAAGAUCAGGCCAGAUCCACUGACAAUGGAAUCCAAAAACCUCGGUUAUCAAAACUCAACUGGAACAGCACUGAACCUGCAAUUUCAAGCCCUCAUGGUCAGUCAGCAAUUGUGUGGUAUUUUCAGCCAUCAUGUCUGGUUAAGAGUGCUGGUAAGUAAAAAAAAUUUAGUUCUGUGUCUUGUCACUGGUCUGACUGCAACUAUUUACAUUAUUUUCAAGGUAGGUUUUAUGGUGGUCUGACUGCAUUUAAUUUCAGAAGUCUAAUUCUCAGUCAACAGUAGACUUUUGCAUGGUUUAGCUGAUUGAUUAUUGGUCAAGUGCUUGUUGGCAUAAAUUGCAUAUGUAUGCUUGACUGUGUUCAUCAAUCUGCUUGUGGACUUUGAAGGAGCCUGUCUAGAUAUGAGUGAAUAUUUAUUGACAUUUUUUUUUUCUGUUUCUUCAGUUUUACUUCGUCAUCACCAUCACCUAUAGAAAAACUUCAUCAUCACCAUCAGUAAUGUGGAAAUAAAUGCAACUGUCUCUUGUAGGUUAGGAUUUAUUGUGCAUAACUGCGUAUUUAUAUAUAUGUUUUAUAUCUGCUUUCAUCAGUCCAAGUUCUUAUAGAUAUUUCAAAGGCUAGUUUGGAGCUGCUGAACCAUGAGUUCUACUAGGCGAAGGGAUGAUGAUCGUUUGUUCUUUACAUCCAAGAGACCCCAUUUUGUCAAGAUAAUACUCGACAAUGAUAUUCGAACAAAAAAAUUUGCAAUACCAAGAAAGUUUAUGAAACUUUAUGGAAGUGAACUGCCAGACUCAGUGUGCCUUAGGGUCCCAAGUGGUGCAGUUUGGCAAGUAGGAUUAUCAAAACAUGGUGAAAAUGUUUGGUUGCAAAAUGGUUGGCGAGAAUUUUCAGAGUAUUAUUCUCUGGAUUACGGUCACUUGCUGGUAUUUGAACUUGAAGGAUGUAACCAAUUUAGUGUAUUUAUGUUUGAUAAGAGUGCCACGGAGACGAAAUAUCCAUACAAUAAUCCUGUCUGCAGUGAGGAG
Molecule: messenger RNA, 2949 nt
Organism: Tripterygium wilfordii
Lineage: Eukaryota; Viridiplantae; Streptophyta; Magnoliopsida; Celastrales; Celastraceae
Product: B3 domain-containing transcription factor VRN1-like
Exons: 6
Coding region: 198-1247 (349 amino acids)
Molecular function (GO): DNA binding
Source: RefSeq, a predicted model, not a curated record